UUCCUCUUCUUACAUUUCUCUACCCCCUUUUUUUAAUGGCAUCUAGAAUCCUUGCUCGACAAAACCUUCUUGCUGUCUCUGCCCUUCCUCGCGUUGGAGCAGCUUCCCUCGGAGUCAGACAUUAUUCAGAGCAGCGCAAGCUUAACAAAUAUAGUGCAACCAUCACACAGCCAAAGAGUCAGGGCGCGUCCCAGGCAAUGCUGUAUGCCACUGGCUUGACAGACGAGGAUAUGAACAAGGCUCAAGUCGGUAUUUCUAGCAUCUGGUAUGAAGGCAACCCAUGUAACAUGCAUCUGAUGGACUUGGCUGGACACGUAAAGAAGGGUGUUCAGGACGCAGGAUUGAUUGGAUACCGUUUCAAUACCAUUGGUGUCAGUGAUGGUAUUUCGAUGGGCACUCGUGGUAUGAGCUACUCUCUCCAGUCCCGCGAUCUCAUUGCCGACAGUAUCGAGACAGUUAUGGGUGGUCAGUGGUACGAUGCCAAUAUCUCCAUUCCCGGUUGCGAUAAAAACAUGCCUGGCUGUCUUAUGGCCAUGGGUCGCUUCAACCGUCCUUCUUUGAUGGUGUACGGUGGAACCAUCAAACCCGGAAAGAGCUGUGGUGGAGAUAAGCUCGAUAUUGUGUCAGCUUUCCAAGCCUACGGUGAGUAUGUCGCUGGCUCGAUUGACGAAGAGAAACGCUAUGAUAUUAUUCGCCAUGCGUGCCCCGGUCCUGGUGCUUGCGGUGGAAUGUACACUGCAAACACAAUGGCCUCUGCCGCAGAAGCCAUGGGUAUGACUCUUCCUUACAGUUCAUCCAUUCCCGCCAGUUAUCCUGGUAAGAUCAAGGAGUGCCACGAUGCUGGUGUGGCUAUCCGUACCUUGUUGGAGAAAGACAUCAAGCCCAGAGACAUCAUGACUCGCGCUGCUAUUGAGAACGCCAUGGUACUUACCAUGGUCCUUGGUGGCUCCACAAACGUUGUUCUCCAUCUCAUGGCCAUUGCUCGCAGUGUUGGUGUUGAAUUGUGCCUUGACGACUUCCAGUCUGCCAGUGACCGUUCUCCCUUCUUGGCUGAUUUGAAGCCCAGUGGAAAGUAUGUGAUGGAAGACUUGCACGGUAUUGGUGGCAUCCCUGCUAUUCUCAAGUACCUCAUGGAAAACAAGAUGAUCGACGGAAAUGUUAUGACAGUUACCGGAAAGUCUCUUGAGGAGAACCUCCACUCCCUUCCCGGUCUUCCCCAGGGCCAGGACAUCAUCCGUCCCCUCUCAAACCCCAUCAAGUCCAGCGGUCAUCUUCAGAUCCUACGCGGUAACCUCGCCCCUGAAGGCUCCGUUGCCAAGAUUACUGGCAAAGAAGGUCUCUUUUUCGAAGGAAAGGCCAAGGUUUACGAUGGCGAAGAAGGCUUUAUUAAAUCUCUUGAGCACAACGAGCUUAAGAAGGGAGAGAAGACUGUAGUUGUCAUUAAGAACGAAGGUCCCAAGGGCGGCCCUGGCAUGAGAGAGAUGCUCAAGCCCUCAUCUGCCAUUAUGGGUGCUGGUCUUGGUAAAGAUGUUGCCCUUAUCACAGAUGGCCGUUUCUCUGGUGGAUCUCACGGAUUCAUCAUUGGCCAUGUAUGCCCUGAGGCACAGGUGGGUGGACCUAUUGGCUUGGUCCAGGACGGUGAUAUUAUUUCCAUCAACGCAGAGACUCGUGAGAUGAACCUUAAGGUCUCUGACGAAGAACUUUCCAAGCGUCGCGCUGAGUUCAAGCCUGCUCCUCCAAAGUAUACCAGAGGUGUUCUCGCAAGAUACGUCAUGACUGUCAAGAGCGCUAGCGAGGGUGCUGUUACCGAUGAAUUGUAAAAAUAAAGAAAAAAGCUCACGUGCAUACAAGCAACUCAUUUAUUGAAGAUACCUGGGAACUUCAAUACUGUUAAUAGAUAGAAGAGAAAUUACAUAAUAAAACAAAAGCAUACUUCAUCCCUUGUUA
Messenger RNA from Phycomyces blakesleeanus NRRL 1555(-), 1947 nucleotides. RefSeq lists its product as hypothetical. Gene Ontology annotation, cellular component: mitochondrion. Gene Ontology annotation, biological process: branched-chain amino acid biosynthetic process. Bases 36 to 1820 code for a protein of 594 amino acids. The record is from RefSeq and is a predicted model, not a curated record. The transcript is spliced from 7 exons. Gene Ontology annotation, molecular function: dihydroxy-acid dehydratase activity. Lineage: Eukaryota; Fungi; Mucoromycota; Mucoromycetes; Mucorales; Phycomycetaceae.